Messenger RNA from [Torrubiella] hemipterigena, 2777 nucleotides. NCBI's taxonomy places the organism in Eukaryota, Fungi, Ascomycota, Sordariomycetes, Hypocreales, Clavicipitaceae. The record is from the annotation of a GenBank genome assembly.
CUGUUCUAGGACAGCCUGUGGUUAAUGUAAACGGAGACGCUGGGGUAUGCGCAAUUGUAUAAAAAUUAAAGAAAGAAUAAAUGAAUACUACUAAGACAUAACUGUGACUAGGCUGCCAUAAAUUCACCAAAGUACAACAAUGUUGUCAUAGGGCAACGUGAAUAGUUACCACCGUCCACGCGGCACUUAAACAGUCCUAUGGAUGUCUCUACUUUGGUAACCCAACACCUCAACAAAAGAAUCCAAUCACAGUUAUUUUUCCAACAAACGCAUCGUUGAGGCUUUCCUUUUCUCCGCUUACACAGCUUCAUGACGCCAUCUCGUUCACGCUGCUCACAAAUCACCACCAUCAGGCUGUCAUUACGUAGGCGCCCAUGCCCAUGCCUGCAUUCACGCAUACCAACAGAAUAGAGUAGCAGGCAUCAUGCACAACAAUACUGGAUCAUGCAGCCGUAAGAACAGCAGCCUUACCGGCGCUUUCCCAACAGGAAACCCCCGCGGCGCCCUGCAUAGACACUGUGCGUGACUCACAGUCUGCGACGAUCAGAUAACUUUGCUCGAGUUAUCUGAUCCGAGUCUCCGAGCGCCACAAACCACCACUGCCACCACACUCUACCACUUCGUGGUCCGUUGGCUGUGCGCACCAUCACACCACCUUCUACGAACGCCAUCUGUCUGCCUACCUCUCUACCAAACAAACAAAACAGCAAUCCAUCUCAAGUGCCGUCGGUCGCCAUGUCCGAGCCGACGCCCGAGUAGUCCAGCGUCUAUAAGACCAGCGGCCUGACACCACCACUUUCAUCACCAUCAAACCAGCAUCAUCCACUACUACAAACCAACAACUUUCUUCUACUUCAAAGACUUCUUCUUCCAAUCACCAUGCCUGCCAUCACCACCAAGCUCGGCUACGUCAACGCCAUCGACAAGCACGCCGAGGCCGCCUUUGUCCGCCCCGACGCCAACCUCGCCCGCGCCCUCGCCAACACCGCGGCCAACGACAUCCCCAUGAUCAACGUCGACCCUCUGCCCGGCCAACUGCUCGCCAUCCAGGCCCGUCUUGUCGGCGCCAAGAACAUCCUCGAGAUCGGCACGCUCGCCGGCUACUCGACCCUCUGGCUGUCCAAGUCGGGCGCCAAAGUCACCUGCCUCGAAGUCAGCCAGAAGCACGCCGACGUGGCCGCUGAGAAUCUGCGCGCGGCCGGUCUCACACCCGACAUUAUUGUGGGCGAAGCAAUUAACCAGCUGCCCAAGCUGGUGGACCAGGGUAAAGUGUACGACAUGGUCUUUAUCGAUGCCGACUGGGAGCGCCAGGCCGAGUAUUUUGACUGGGCGGUCAAGUUGACGCGCAAGAGCGGCUGCAUCUUUGUGGAUAAUGUUGUGAGUGCGAUUAUCCGUCUGCGUGAGGGAAAGCCGGAGGGCUCGAUCCUGGAUAGUGUUGGUGCGGAUGAGCGUGUCUUGGCGACGUUGGUUCCGCGUGUGUACACUUCUGAUGACAAUGUGGAGACUAUGGGAUUUGACGGCGUGAUUAUUGCUGUUGUCAAUUAGGCCUGGAAAUACAGCUAGGAGAUAUCUUGCCGGUCAGGUAGCGUAGCAUGGCCAACUUCCUAUACUAGCUUACACCAUUCCACUGGGUUAAAUAGGCAAGAAGCACAUCCUCCACAUAGCAAUGACACUUUAUAUCGUCUAUACUCUUAGUUGAAGCUUUCGAAUUUGUUCUAGUCUGUCGUUGUGAAAGGAAAAACGGAAGAGAGGUAAAAGAAAAGCUACAGCUCGUCGCGCUUGCGCCCUCUACGCGAGCCCCCUAUGAGGCCCGCCUCCUGGAGCUUGUCCACAAGCCGGCUUACUUCCCUGCGGCAACUUUGUAACCUUUUGUAAUGUAUUUCAUCCCUCUCUUCAAACAAGCGCUUAUAAUUAGCCCCGAGAUACCUUGCAAGAGACUCACCCCACCGCUCAGCUGUCAUGUUGGACAUGACAUGCUGUGCCACCGCCGUUUUUAUAAACAUUGGCUUCAGAGCAAUCAAAAACAAAUGGUUAAGUAGCAUGAAAACCACUCCCAGUCCAUGAAUGCACAUGAGUCGCUGCUCAGCAGGCACAUAAAGCAUGCUAAUCAGCUUAGCGACCGUUCGCACCGACCACGUCCUCCCCUGGACAACUUUUACCACAUGCUACGCACAUUGGCACACACAGCCCUUUUUGCACUGUCCGCGUUUUUACACUCACCACCAAACCAUACCACCAGAAUAAUGGAGGAAGAUCAUCCUGCUGCUGCAUACGCCACCGAACAAAAGUCAGCGCAACAUGUGGCAACUCGCCAAAGAGCAGGUCCAGCAACCACUUGGACCGUGUAUUCAUAUAGCUAAUCGACACGCGCUCCACUUUGCCCUUGGCAACGAGAUAUUCGACGAUUUCUUCCUCUUGCUGUUCUGUCAGUCACCGCCAGCAAAGAGGGGAAGCUUCGUCAAUUUCUGACCACCUUCAAAGUUGGCAGGCCGCGGCCGUGCUGGAAAUGUCUCUUCUGGCCAGAUGUGCCAAAAGUACUGGAUGGGGAUCGCAAGGACUACAAGGAGAACGUUGAUGCCAACGGUGUGCAGGGGGGCUCCUGAGGGCUCGGCCUGGACGUGGUCGUCGGGAUUCCAGGUCUGGUUCACGAGGUGGCCGGCCAGAAUGUCGUACGAGAGGCUAUUCGAAGCCGUAUAGUUUUGUAGACUGGAUCCGCGAGGCCAGGUUCAAAAUAGCCCCAAUUCUUGAGCAUCAGGGGCACCAGGUCGAGAAGCGCA